This is a messenger RNA of Candidozyma haemuli, 930 nucleotides long. RefSeq lists its product as uncharacterized. The coding region runs from base 1 to 930 and encodes 309 amino acids. The record is from RefSeq and is a predicted model, not a curated record. The transcript has a single exon. Lineage: Eukaryota; Fungi; Ascomycota; Pichiomycetes; Serinales; Metschnikowiaceae.
AUGGCAGGGCUCACAAAGGACCAAAUCGAUACUUUUGAAAGGGAAGGAAUGCUCUGUAUUCCUGAUUUUUUAACUGGAAAACAGAUUGAAACGCUUAUGGGGCGCUCACGUGACUUUUUGGCGCUGUUCGAUCCGGCUGCUCAUCCAAAGACUCAGUUCAAGACUGGUGAUAAUGAUCAUGUGGGCGAUGAGUAUUUCUUUGAUUCUUCAGAUAAGAUAUCGUAUUUCUUUGAUACUGAUGCGUUUGACGAUGAGGGAAAGUUGAGGUACUCCAAAGAAUUGGCCAUUAACAAGAUUGGACAUGGCUUACAUAUGAAAGACGAGACGUUUGAGGAAAUCACCUUUGAUGAAAAAGUACAGGCUAUUGCGAGAGACCUUGAGUAUAAGGAUCCUCGUGUUCUUCAGAGUAUGUUGAUUUUCAAAAACCCGGUUUCUGCCAAGUCGUCGUCUCGUGAAAACGCUGUGCCUCCUCAUACUGACGCUACUUUCUUGUUCACCAAGCCUCAAACGGCAUUGGGAUUCUGGUUUGCUUUGGAAGAUUGUACGAAAGAGAAUGGAUGUCUUUCGUAUAACCCUGGAACGCACAAAACGAUCCCUGUGACAAAACGUUUUGUGAAAAUCGAUAAGGGCGCCAGUGGCUGUAAUUUCAUUCCUGUGGACCACAAGGAAGCCACCCAGGAAGAUGAUGAAAAGGACUAUAAGUUAGUGGAGUGCAAAGCUGGCUCUCUUAUUUUGAUCAACAACUCUGUGCUUCACAAGUCAGAAAAGAACCAUCUGGAUAAGUCCAGGUAUGCUUAUGCGUUCCAUGUGAUCGACGGGACCGCAGAGUAUGAUGGUUUGAACUGGCUCCAGGUUCCCCCAUCGCCUGAGGGCGGUACUGAGUUUUCCAAGCUCUUCGAACCUCCACAACGCAAUGUCCAAGUUUCAUGA